Molecule: messenger RNA, 1122 nt
Organism: Mytilinidion resinicola
Lineage: Eukaryota; Fungi; Ascomycota; Dothideomycetes; Mytilinidiales; Mytilinidiaceae
Product: alpha/beta-hydrolase
Exons: 1
Coding region: 88-978 (296 amino acids)
Source: RefSeq, a predicted model, not a curated record
UGUCUAUCUCGCUUCUAUAUCAGUCUCAAGAACCCUCCAAACAGCUUUCUACUCAACGCUUCAACACACUCACCACAAACCACCACGAUGUCCACCCAACAGACCGCCCCAACCCUCUACCUCGAAACGAACGGCCAUAAAUAUGCCUACCGCUACUUCGGUCCCGCCUCCUCCCCUCAUCCGCCCCUCAUGUUCCUUCAGCACUUCCGUGGAACAAUGGACCAUUGGGACCCAGAACUGAUCAACCCUCUCGCCAUCCACCGGCCCAUCCUUCUUUUCGACAACGCCGGCGUCGGUAAGUCCUCUGGCAUUGUGGCUGACUCAUUCUCCGGCUGGGCUGCCCAUGUUGUCGCUUUCCUCGACGCCUUCCUCCCCACAAUCAACCGCACAAAUGUCGACCUUCUCGGCUUCAGCAUGGGCGGCAUGGCGGCGCAAAUGGUCGCGCUGGACACACCACGCUUGGUGCGGAAGCUCGUGCUCGCCGGCACCGGGGUUAGCUGGGGGCCGGAUGUGGAGGGGGGGGACUCCUCAAAUGUCAUGCUUCUCGCCUCGGCGGUGACGGAUGCGGAGGAGAAGGCCGCAUUUUUGAAGACUUUCUAUUCGCCCAGUGCUGAGAAGCAGGCGAGGGGUGCACAGUGGUGGGAGAGGAUGAACCAGCGUCAGCUGGACGGCCGGUCGCCGUAUGUCGAUGUAGAGGGCUCGCAGCGCCAACUCGCGGCCGUGGGGAAAUGGCUCAACCCUGAGACUGACCCUAGCGAAGCGAGCUACACGCGUCUAGGACAACUGACGAUACCGGUGUUGGUAGCUAAUGGGGACAAUGAUGUGCUCAUUCCAUCGCACAACAGCUGGGUCCUUUCGCAGAGGAUCAAGACCGCCACCCUGAUCAUCUAUCCGGAUGUUGGACACGGAUUUCUCAAUGAACAAGCUGAGAUGUUCGGCAAGCACGUGGAGUUGUUCUUAGACUCUAAGCAGGUGUAACGUUUUGAGCGGAGAGCAGUACUGUGAGAAUCCUUUUUGAUUUGGCGGAAGAUCUCCAACAAGAAACACGUAGCACCCUAGCUGACGCAAUUUUCUAGACCACUGCUAAGCACUUCAAUAUGAAGAACAGUUCCCAGGACGGGG